This is a messenger RNA of Arachis ipaensis, 714 nucleotides long. RefSeq names its product LOB domain-containing protein 23-like. The record is from RefSeq and is a predicted model, not a curated record. Lineage: Eukaryota; Viridiplantae; Streptophyta; Magnoliopsida; Fabales; Fabaceae.
UUUUCUUACCUGGAUCUUAUAUCUCUUUAUAUAGAUAUCAUAUCAUGAUUUCUGAAAGAUGUGCUGCUUGCAAGAAUCAAAGAAGAAAAUGCCCUUCUGAUUGCAUUUUCUCUCCAUGUUUUCCUGCCAAUGAUCCUCAAAAGUUUGCUUGUGUUCACAAAAUCUACGGUGGCAGUAAUGUUGGAAAGAUGCUUCAGGGAAUUCCAACCUAUCUAAGAGAACAAGCUGCAAAUGCAUUGUAUUUAGAAGCAAAAUGGAGGAUUCAUGACCCUGUUUAUGGGUGUGUUGGCAUUAUCUCUUCAUUGUAUGAACAAAUUCAAAAUGCAGAAAUUGAACUAGCAAAAAUUCAAACUCAGAUUACUUUCUACAAGCUCCAAACCCAACGUGUUGAAGCUGAACCAAAUUCGGAAGUUUUGCAAGCACAAAGCAGCAAUAUGGAGCAGUUUGAGUGGGACAAUCCAACUAUAGCUUCUUGGUUCAAUUGAAAUUUUUUUUGGUAAGCUUUGAAUAAUUGUUGAAAGAGGCCAAUGAUUGGUAUCUUAAUUACUAAUAAUAAAUGAUGUUUAAUUUGGUGCUUAUUUUAUAUUUUUUGGACAAUUUUAAAUUCCAAAUGUUAACCAUGUUCCUUUUAAUUUGAUUUUUUUUUUUCUGUUCUCAAUCAUUCUAAAUUUUAAGAAUUAAUAUACCAUAUAUAGAUAUACAUUCGUGAUAAAU